Messenger RNA from Neltuma alba, 2259 nucleotides. Its product is annotated as probable dolichyl pyrophosphate Man9GlcNAc2 alpha-1,3-glucosyltransferase. Gene Ontology annotation, biological process: protein N-linked glycosylation; dolichol-linked oligosaccharide biosynthetic process. NCBI's taxonomy places the organism in Eukaryota, Viridiplantae, Streptophyta, Magnoliopsida, Fabales, Fabaceae. Gene Ontology annotation, molecular function: dolichyl pyrophosphate Man9GlcNAc2 alpha-1,3-glucosyltransferase activity. The transcript is spliced from 7 exons. Gene Ontology annotation, cellular component: endoplasmic reticulum membrane. The record is from RefSeq and is a predicted model, not a curated record. Bases 494 to 2044 code for a protein of 516 amino acids.
UAGACAAAAGUAGCUGAAGAAACUGAGAAUUUUUUUCUCCUGGACGAAGAAAAUACUGAGAUUUUCCAAGAAUUGAAGUUGAAGUGGUGUGAUGUGAGGAAAAAAAUUGAGAAUGAGAGAGUGAGUUGCUGCCCUUGUUAUCAGAUUGCCGGUAUGAUUCUUUCUUGGUAUUAAAAAAAAUGGUUACAUUGGUGUGCUGCGAUCUCCAAAUUCACAUUCGUAUCAUGUUCUUCACUAUGCACUUGGCUUUUAAACAUACCAUAGCAUAAGCUAUGGGAACAAGGUUUUAGGGGCAUCCCUUCACGAAUUAAAAGCUUCAUCGCUAAGACCCAAUUUUUGGGGUCACCGGCUCUGCAUUUGCGAUAUUUCUUGAUGCGAUUGCUUGCCAAUUAGUUGGCAUUAAUCAUAAGAAUCUCUGCAAUUUGGUUGUUUGCAUUUUCAGGUUUAGAUAAUUCUAUCACGUAUCCUGGUGGAACAGAGUUGAUAGUUAAGCAUGACAAAGGGCAAGAAGAUAACAGUAAAUGUAGAUGGUGGUGUAGAUGAUUGUUGGCGAUGGUUAGUUCAGAAAGGACCUGCAGCUGUAUUCAUUACUGUGGCAGUGUUUGCACUUUUGGUUCGUGCAGCUGUGUCACUCCAUCCUUACUCUGGUGCUGGACACCCUCCAAAGUUUGGGGACUAUGAGGCACAGAGGCAUUGGAUGGAGAUUACCCUUAACCUUCCAGUUAGGGAGUGGUAUCGCAAUAGCACCACCAAUGAUUUGAGCUACUGGGGACUUGACUACCCACCGCUUACUGCCUACCAAAGUUUCAUCCAUGGUCUCUUUCUCAGGUUCUUCCACCCUGAUUCAGUUUCUCUUUUCAGUUCAAGAGGUCAUGAAUCCUAUCUUGGAAAACUACUCAUGAGGUGGACAGUUUUAUCUUCUGAUGCCCUUAUAUUCUUCCCAGCUGUCAUAUACUUCAUCAUUGUUAAUUACAAUCAACAUCCAAGAAGCCAUAAAAGUAACAAUGGAUGGCACACAGCGAUGCUUUUACUAAAUCCAUGUUUGAUCUUAAUUGAUCAUGGUCAUUUUCAGUACAACUGCAUUAGCCUGGGCCUCAGUACUGGAGCUGUUGCUGCUAUCCUCUCUGGACAAGAUCUUUUUGCGUGUGUUCUGUAUUGUCUAGCCAUAAAUCAUAAACAGAUGAGUAUAUACCUCGCACCUGCUUUUUUCAGCCAUCUGCUGGGUAAAUGCCUGAGGCGUAAAUAUCCACUCUUAGAGGUGUUAAAACUGGGACUGGUCGUUUUAGGAACCUUUGCAGCAGUGUGGUGGCCAUAUCUUUAUUCAAUGGAAUCCAUUUUGGAGGUUCUUUCUCGUCUUGCUCCUUUUGAGAGGGGGAUAUAUGAGGAUUAUGUUGCCAAUUUUUGGUGCGCCUCUUCAAUUCUUAUCAAGUGGAAGAAAUUGUUUACAACACAAUCACUGAAACUUCUCAGCUUAACGGCAACAGUUUUAACAUGUCUUCCUUCAAUGACUCAACAAAUAAAAUCUCCUAGCAACAAAGGCUUCCUUUAUGGGCUACUAAAUAGUUCAAUUUCAUUUUACCUAUUCUCUUUCCAAGUGCAUGAGAAGUCCAUUUUGCUGCCCCUUCUGCCUGCAAGCCUGCUUGCUGUGGAAGAGCCUUUUCUGUUUAGGUGGUUCAUGCAAUUUGCCAUGCUCUCCAUGUUUCCUCUAAUAUGCCGCGACGAACUGAUUCCAGCAUAUUUGGCUUCAUUUGCAUUAUUUAUCCUGAUAUUCUAUGCACCAGGUCAACACAGAAAUGAAGAGAGCAAUUACUAUUUCAGCACAAGAAUCAUGCGUCUGAUCUUAUGUGUUCUUUCCUUUAUUCUUCACAUUGUUUACUUGGUCAUGCGUCCUCCAGAGAAGUAUCCUUACCUCUUUGAAGCGCUAAUUAUGAAUCUCUGCUUCUCUCAGUUUGUGCUUGUUGCACUCUGUACAAAUUUAAAGCAGUGGGUGCUGGAUAAACAUGUCAAAUUGGAACAAACAGAAAAGACAAAGAAACUCAAUUGAUAUUUAACUUCUGCUGUUUUAAUUCGUAUCUUUCCCUGUUGGAUAGCUGGACUCAGAGAUCACACGUUUUUAUGCAUAUCAGCUAUGGCUUAUAACCCUGUUCUGUAAUUUUCACUUAAUUCUUAUUCACAUGUGCUUUUGUAUUCAGAUAUUUGAAUGUUCAACUAAUGUCCUCUCAUUGAUGGAAUAUAUAUAUUUAGGUUUUAUUUGGACUU